GAGCUAGCAGCCAGCAAGGGCUUUCCCCUCCUCGACUCCAGACACGGCCUUACUUGUCUGAACACAGGCUCAGACCAGAACCUGGCACUGGGGAACCAUGGAACCAUAUAGCCUUGGAGAGGAGGGGGCCCUCCCAUCAGAAGGCCACCUCCCUUCCUUCUCUGAGAGCCAAGGGCUUAACUGUAGCGACACACUCAACCGGGACCUGGGCCCCAGCACACGGGACCUGCUCUACACUGGCCUGAGUGGUUUGGACCUGGACCCUGGUCUCCCCACACCCGACAUGCCCAGCGAAGUUCUGGAGGACAAUCUGGAUACCCUGUCCCUAUACUCGGGGAAAGACAAUGACUCUGUGAAGCUGCUGGAAGAAUAUGCAGACUCAGAAUCCCAGGCCUUACAAGACCUGGGGCUGGGCACACUCAAGGUGCCUAAAGAGGCUGAUGAAGGAGGCAGGACCACCGGGAGUUCGAGGAAAGGCAGGCGGCACCACAGUUCCCCUCAGGACCCACUCCUGGACUGCAGUCUGUGUGGGAAGGUGUUCAGCAGCACCAGCUCCCUGAGCAAGCACUACCUGACACACAGCCAGGAGAGGAAGCACGUGUGCAAAGUCUGCAGCAAGGCCUUCAAGCGCCAAGACCACUUGACCGGGCACAUGCUGACCCACCAGAAGACCAAGCCGUUUGUGUGCGUUGAGCAGGGCUGCAGCAAGAGCUACUGCGACUACCGCUCCUUGCGCCGCCACUAUGAGGUGCAGCACGGAGUGUGCAUCCUGAAGGAGGCCCCACAGGAAGAGGAGGCCUACGGGGACCCACCCCACACUCAAGAUGUAGCUAGCCAGCCUACCCCUAGUGGCCUGCGGUCCCUGGGUCCCCCGGAAGCCAGGUCCCCUGACUCAGUCUUGCCCAACCGAGACCUCCUGUGCUGUAUUGUGAGCAGCAUCGUCCACCAGAAGAUUCCCUCUCCUGGCCCAGCCAUGGGGCCUUCUGAUGGUGACCCACGGAGCACAGCCUGUGCCUGCUCCACCUCACUGGGGCUAUCAUCCUGCACACUUGCCAACACCCCAGUGGCCCCAGGAACCCUGGGCUCUGAGGUUCCCGAGGAGAUAAAGCUCCCACAGAAGGAACCAACUGCAGAAGUGUUCACAGCUGUCCAGUCAAGGGUGGCUGAAAACGGUGCCCCCGACCCACCAGAGUCAGAGCUGGAGUCAGAGUCCUCACGAUUUCAACGCCAGUCCUCCUUGGAGGGUUGGCCCGAGGGCAGCUCCGUGCCUGCCCGCCUGCCUCUCUUCCGAGGCCACUCAGCCCUCUCAGGUUCUCAGCCAUCCAGCCACAACUUCCAGUGGCUCCGGAACCUGCCUGGCUGCCCCAAGAACAAACACAGCAAUGUGUUCCUGGUCCACAAGCCCCCUGCAGUUCCAUCCCGGGAGGGCUCCGAGGGGGGCCCUGGGCCCAAAAGCACCCCCACCGUGGUAGAAGCCUCACCUAGCCUGAGCACUGGUCAGGAGGACCUGCCGCCAUUCCCUCCUGCCCUCCUGAAGGCACCUGGUGAGGCCUCCAGUGACAUCCAGCAGGCAGCUGGGGAAGAUGACAACUGGAUUCUCAAGAAGAGCAAGCCUGACUGUGAGCUGUUCCCAUGGCAGAGCCCUGGAGAGCUGGGGCUCCAAGAUGCACAGAACCAAAGUGGGCUGCCCUCAGAUGCCACACCUCUCUUCCGGCAGCUGUUCAUGAAGUCACAGGAGUCUCUAGUGAGCCCUGAGCAGAUGCAGGUCUUCCAGAUGAUUGCCAAGUCCCAGAGGAUCUUCUCUCACACUCAGGUGGCAGCAACCUCGACUCAGCGCCCAGGGCCAGACAGCAAGCAGGCAGUCCUAAAGCCACUGCAGGGGCCAUGGCCACUGCAGGCUCCACCACCAGCACCCACCAUGGACUCUCUCCAGGUGGGCCCUGGACAUCCAGAGCCAGAAGGGUCUCCGAUCUGGAGGAGGAAAACCAUGCCUGCAGUGUCCAGAGAAACAUCUCCUGGUGGUCCAAGGCGAGACACAAAAGGAGGAACCAAAAUGGCCUCUGCACCACUGUCCCUCACAGAGCCUGCCCUGGACACUCCCCGGAAUCCAGACAUCUGUUCUCUAGCCAAGCAGUUGAGGUCUUCCAAAGGGGCCUUGGACCUGGGGGACAUCCUCCCAACUUCGGGCUCACAACAGUCCCAGAUAAGCGGAGAUGAGCCAUCAGGAGCCCAGCUGGCUGGAAAACAGGGGCAAGGCGAGAAUGGCCUGGCUUCAGGGACCAUGAGGGGUGAGAAGGGCCCAGCCUGCCCUCGGGGUGGAGGCUAUAGGCUCUUCUCGGGCCACCCCAGGGCCCAGCAAUUCUCAGGCUUCCGGAAGAAGGUGAAGAUGGAUGUGUGCUGUGCAGCUUCUCCCAGCCAGGUGGCAAUGGCCUCCUUCUCGUCUGCUGGGCCUCCCUCAGACCCCAACCAGGACAUGAAGUCCAAGCUGACAAUCUUCAAUAGAAUCCAGGGUGGAAACAUCUACAGGCUCCCACACCCAGUGAAGGAAGACAGUGGGGCAGGCAGAUGUCACCAGUCAAACGGGGGUCCCAUGGACUGGACAGAGUCAAGGAGCACAUUCAUGUGCAAGAAUUGCAGCCAGAUGUUUUACACUGAGAAAGGGCUGAGCAGCCACAUGUGUUUCCACAGUGACCAGUGGCCAUCGCCUCGGGUGAAGCAGGAGCAGCAGGAACAAGAGAAAGAUGAAGAGAGAGACAGUAAGGAGAGCAGUCAAUAUAGAAAGCGGAAGAAGCGUCCCCAGCCCAAGGCCCUGUUCGCCCCUCCUGCACCCUCUGCCCUUGGGGAGCCAGGCCCAGGAGGGUACCACAAGAGCUGCCUGAGGCCUCCCAUGUUCCUGGUGGAUCAUCUCCUGAAGGGCUUGUUCCAGUGCUCUCCUUACACACCACCACCCAUGCUCAGUCCCAUCCGAGAGGGCUCUGGCCUGUACUUCAACACUCUCUGUUCUACAUCCCAGGCCAGACCUCACUUUCUCAGCUCUGUGCUUGAUCAAGUGGACGGCUCCUUUGCCAUCUUUGUGGUGAAGGACGACACGAAGAUCAGCAUUGAACCACACAUCAACGUGGGAAGCCGGUUUCAGGCCGAGAUCCCGGAGCUGCAGGAGAGGCUGCUGGCUAGGGUGGAUGAACCUGUGGCAUCUCUGGUCUGGAAGCCAUGGGGAGAUGUGAUGACCAACCCAGAGACCCAGGACAAAGUGACAGAGCUCUGCAACAUGGCAUGCUCCAGCGUGAUGCCUGGAGGGGGAACCAAUCUGGAGCUCGCCCUGCACUGCCUGCAUGAAGCCCAGGGCAGUGUUCAGGUUGCCCUGGAGACUCUCUUACUCAGAGGACCCCAGAAGACCCAGACUCACCCGCUGGCAGACUAUCACUACACAGGUUCUGACAUCUGGACCCCCGUGGAGAAGAGGCUCUUUAAGAAGGCAUUCUGUGCCCACAAGAAGGACUUCUACCUGAUACACAAGAUGAUCCAGACCAAGAGCGUAGCACAGUGUGUUGAGUAUUACUACAUCUGGAAAAAGAUGAUCAAGUUUGACUGUGGCCGAGCUCCAGGGCUUGAGAAGAGGGUCAGAAGAGAGCUGGACGAGGUAGAAAGAGCUGAAGAAAAGGUCACUUGCAGCCCUCGGGAGCAACCUAGCCACCGCCCAACUCCAGAAUUAAAGAUAAAGACCAAGAGUUACAGGAGGGAGUCCAUCCUCCAUUCCAGCCCAAGUGCAGCCCCCAAGCGUACCCCUGAACCCCCAGGCAGUGUGGAGAGCCAGGGCAUGUUCCCCUGCAGAGAGUGUGAGAGAGUGUUUGACAAGAUCAAGAGUCGGAAUGCCCACAUGAAGCGCCACCGCCUUCAGGAGCAUGUGGAGCCCGUCAGGGUAAAGUGGCCGGUGAAGCCCUACCCACUGAAGGAGGAGGAGGAAGAGGAGGAGGAGGAGGAAGAGGAGGAGCUGGGGGCUGACAUAGGCCCCCUGCAAUGGUGAUUCCCUGCUGGAACAUAGUCUGCAAGGAGGGAGCCCCAGCCCUAAAACAGUGUCCCUGGGCCUCUGGGGGUUGUUUGGGGGCACCCCCUGCCCUCUCUGCCCCUCCACUGGCCAACUUUGCUACGCAAACUUAACUGGCAUUUGGCCACUAGUGGGUGGAGAAGCUUUCAGGACAGUGCUCCAGUCCCUGUGGAUGGCCAGAGGCUCCCAUGCUCUAGGUUAAUGGUCUCUCCUUUCAGUCCCAGAGGCUUGGAGCAGGGAGGCCUGAGAGGCUAAAGGUUGGCUCUGAAUGGCUCUUAAAUCUGAGGUGCAAGCAGGGGGCCAACAUUGGUUAGACAGGAAACAUGGGGCCCUCCCCAGGUGGGGCCUCCCUGCCUUCCCACCAUCUUGGCCUUGCAAUGACUGUAUAUUGUUAGAUGUGUUUUUUACAUAUCUGCU
Nannospalax galili (Upper Galilee mountains blind mole rat) is the source of this 4462-nucleotide messenger RNA. It is a transcript of the gene Znf541, whose product is annotated as zinc finger protein 541. Bases 98 to 4024 code for a protein of 1308 amino acids. The transcript has 14 exons. Gene Ontology annotation, cellular component: transcription regulator complex; histone deacetylase complex. Gene Ontology annotation, molecular function: transcription corepressor activity. Gene Ontology annotation, biological process: negative regulation of DNA-templated transcription; regulation of transcription by RNA polymerase II. Lineage: Eukaryota; Metazoa; Chordata; Mammalia; Rodentia; Spalacidae. The record is from RefSeq and is a predicted model, not a curated record.